GUCAGUCAUUCCAUUCGGCAUCGCUUUGUGUCGUCGAGUCUUUCCGCGCUUGUGCUUUGUCCGUUUUUUGAUCCGUGGCUGGAAUGUGAAGUGCAGUUUUGCCAUUGUUGCAGGCUCGCUAGCGUUCCUCAAAUUAAGGCCUAUGAAUGUCAUGCGGGCAAGUUUGGACUUAAGCGGCCCAAAACUUUGCUCAUCUGUUUUGCGUGUCAAGUGGAAGUGAAGCCGGCAGACUCCGGAGGGGAAGCUGGCUUUGUAAAUGAUCAGUGAGCUCGCGGGUUCAAAGGUCGCGCUCAGGGAGUCGCCGCCGUUGGAAUUUGGCCGAUCGGACGCCGCUUCGUGUUCAGUCACUCUCUCGGGAGGCAGCCGCCGCCAGCACCGCUCUGCUUCUGCGCUCCUCCUCCCGCGACUUCCCAUCUCCAGCAUGGAAGUGACCGUGGAUGACAUCAUGGUCCACGUCUCAGCCGAGCAGGAGCACGCCUCGCCCGACUACAUGGACACCAGGGACGGAGACAAACGUAGCCGAUCCUCUUCGUCUUCAUCCUCGUCCGACCACGAGGAUGAGGUGAAAGCCCGAGAGAAGGCGGCGGCCAAGGUGCUGAUGGAGAUGAAGGCUACCUUCCAGAAGGCCCAAGCCGAGGAGGCGACCGGCUCGUCCAGGCGCUCCUCAUCCUCCUCCUCUUCACCCUCGCCGGAGGACAACGUCGACGACGGGAUGGUGAUGGCCUACAAGCACCAAAAGUCCGACUCCAAAGCCGCCGAAGAGGACGAGCCGGUGAACUACGCCAUCAAGACCCUGGAAAACGUCAGCCUGGAUCCGACAGCCCUCGGGCCGGUCCAGCCCGACCAUCCCGACAAUCCCGAGAUCUCGCUCUUCGUCAAGGCGGGCAGCGACGGCGAGAGCAUUGGCAACUGUCCGUUCUCCCAGCGCCUCUUCAUGAUCUUGUGGCUCAAAGGGGUCGUCUUCAACGUCACCACCGUGGACCUCAAGAGGAAGCCGACGGACCUCAACAACCUGGCGCCCGGCACCCACCCGCCGUUCCUCACCUACGACGGCGACGUCAAGACGGACAUCAACAAGAUCGAAGAGUUCCUGGAGGAAAUGCUGUCGCCGCCCAAGUACCCCAAACUGGCAGCCAAGCAGAGGGAGUCCAACACGGCCGGCAACGACAUCUUCGCAAAGUUCUCCGCCUUCAUCAAGAACACCAAAAUGGACGCCAACGACGCCCUGGAGAAAGCGCUGACGAAGGCCCUGAAGAAGCUCGAUGACUACCUGAACAGUCCGCUGCCUGACGAGGUCGACGGCAACAGCGCCGAGGAGGAAAAGCCGUCCAGGAGAAACUUUCUGGACGGAAACCGGCUCACGCUGGCCGACUGCAACCUCCUGCCCAAACUGCACAUUGUCAAGGUGGUGGCCAAGAAGUACCGGAACUACGACAUCCCCUCGGACAUGACGGGGAUCUGGCGCUACCUGAAGAACGCGGCCGCCCGCGACGAGUUCAACAACACGUGCGCCGCCGACUCCGAGAUCGAGAUGGCCUACAAGGACGUGGCCAAGAGGCUGGCCAAGUAGCCCCUUAACUCGCCCAACCUUCCUUUUUUCCCCUUGCCUCGGCCCUCCAGAGAUUUAUUAGUUUAAGGAUGCUCAAAGGCGCUCUGAUGCGAGCGGCGCUCCCGGGGCCUGCCGUCUGGAUUUAUACGUCGUGACACAAAGCUCCCUUUCACAUGUGCCGCAAAGCUUUGACUCACAGGCGCGUCCAGGCGGUGAGAUUUAUUUAUCCCCACGCCCGAGGCCGUCUCGCCCGACUCCGAUGUUUAUUAUUGAGGUCCCGCCGUGGCCCGUCCUCCCCCGGGACGGCGCCUACGAGCCGUCAACGUCAAUGUUCCUUUUGGUCCUCAUUAAGCGCCGCCGGUUCUGCCUCUUCACGCUUUCACAAAAAGAAAUACAGCGGGUACGGGGUGGGGGAGGGAUACGUUCCGGGCCCACUCGUCAUUUAUGAAAUGCAGAAACCGUAGGAAAAAUUGGGUCUAGAGAUGCGGGCCCCAAGUCAAAUCAGUUUACUCGAUCCCAUUGUCAGCGCGAUGUACGCUUUUUACAUCUCAAAUGAAAGAAUAUACAGAGUACAGCGGGUGGUGGAGAGGAAUCCCAAGUCAUUAAACAUUCAGUGGGAUAACAAAUAUUAUCAAAAAAAGGAAUAAAAAAAAUAACCAACCAUCAUGUGGUUUAUUUGUAGUUUCUAUUACAACAGCAACGUGCAAAAAUAACUUUCAGCGCACAAUUGAACAACAAAAAUCACUCAAAAUGUAGUAAAACAGCAUUAAAUGCAAAGAAUUAUGGAAAUAAAUCACCUCAAACUGUGAUCAAAGUGGUUUAAAAAAUUGUCAGCUCCUUAUUAGGCCACAGUAGUAGUAACCAUUCCUUGCAGAGGAUAAAG
Molecule: messenger RNA, 2432 nt
Organism: Syngnathoides biaculeatus (alligator pipefish)
Lineage: Eukaryota; Metazoa; Chordata; Actinopteri; Syngnathiformes; Syngnathidae
Gene: clic5b
Product: chloride intracellular channel 5b
Exons: 7
Coding region: 257-1570 (437 amino acids)
Source: RefSeq, a predicted model, not a curated record